Messenger RNA from Symbiodinium pilosum, 1149 nucleotides. Lineage: Eukaryota; Dinophyceae; Suessiales; Symbiodiniaceae. The record is from the annotation of a GenBank genome assembly.
AUGGCAUUUGAUCCUUUGGACCGCACGCUGGUCACGCUAGGAGAGGAUGGGAAAGUCUGCGAGUGGAGCACGGAGAACUGGAGUGCGUUGAACGAGUACGGAGCUCAUGGUGAAGCGCACGCUGUGGCAACUGCGGGAGAAGGCCUUGUUUGGGCGGGUGUGGCCGAGGGUGAUCGGAGCACAUUCCGAAAAUUCCACCAGGGCGUGCACCAAGAGAGUGAGGACUUCGCUCUGCAUGCAUCAGAGCACCUCUACUCCAUGGAGCUUUACAGCCGGCCCUCCGAGGUUUCGAUUUUGGCCGGUGAUCGCAGUGGCAACCUCAUCGCUUUCUGCAGCCUGACGGGUGUGAUGAGGAGCGCAAGGCUAGGCCUUCACUCCGAUGCCAUCACCGCCGUCUGCAUCUCUGCAGACGGGCAUACGGUGGCCACUGCUGGCAAGGAUGGUGCCAUGUUCGUGCUGGCUGCAGACGGCAUCUCCGACACGGCGCGGCCCGAGACGAGAGGAGGCUCCAUGGAGGUGGUCAUGAUCAACCGCGGGGACAUUCAGCUGCGACAGGACGAGAUACAGGACCUCACAAUGCAGAUAUCCACGCUGAAGGCGCAGAUCGAGGAGGAUGCAGCGCGUCUUCAAAGCGAGUGCCGGGCAAGGGUGGAGGAGGCAAGGAGACAAGAUCAAGAGAAGAUUCAGAGUUUGCGCAGCAAGUACGAAACCUUGCAGCAGGCAUCGACCGUCAAAGAGCGAGACAGCUUGAGGAAGAUGAAAGCCAUGCAGGCGUUGCAUGUACAAGCAGCAGACGAUCAAGAAAAGUCCUACGACAAGCGCAUGCGAGCGGACGCGGAGAGCUACGACGCACUGGAGGCCGAACUCCGAGAUCUGGAAGUUCGGUUCGAGCAGGCCCGGCAGAAGGCGCAGCGUGUUCUCGAAGCUCAGGAGCACAAGCAGGAGAAGGAAGUGCACAACCGACUGAAUGAGAAGGACGCGGAGAUUCAAAAGCUGAAAGACCUCAUUGCCUUCACCCAGAAAAGAUUUGAUGCCAUGUUGGAUCAAGAAGGCAUGGAGCAGUCGCUGGAAAUCUCCGAGAUCAAGAAGAAGAAUCAGGAGGAACUCGAGCAGCAACACCUGGUGGAGUACAAGCUGAAGAAGGAUCAG